Molecule: messenger RNA, 1492 nt
Organism: Cantharellus anzutake
Lineage: Eukaryota; Fungi; Basidiomycota; Agaricomycetes; Cantharellales; Hydnaceae
Exons: 3
Coding region: 290-1096 (268 amino acids)
Source: RefSeq, a predicted model, not a curated record
GAGGGAGAUCUUCAACGCGAAUAGGAGCAGUUACGGAAGCAGACCACGCAUUGGGCUUGCUCCUCCAGCGUUUGAGGAGAAACACGAACAACCUAGCGUUAGGCUUGAUACUUGCUCCGACUUCACUUCUUCGCCUCCAAUUCAGCUUUCAGCAGAGCAAGCCCUCCCGGAAGCAACCGCACAGCACGAGGCUGCACGCGAAAUUGGCGCUCACCACCUAGCUCGACUGCCUUUCGUUGCCAGCACUUGGGGGUGGCGAGUAUCCUCGAAGGAUUGACUCGCUCGUUGCAUGCACAUUUUCCCUCCAAAGCUGGGAACAGGAUCCAACCCAAGUCCCGCACUCCCAAUCGAGCAGCAUUUAGACGCACCGUCUUUUGCAGCGCGGCUGCUGGACAUCUCUCCUCCGAGCUCUCGCAUGUCCGCCCUUACGUCAGACUCAGACUAUGGGGCACCUGUUGACAAGGGAAAAUGGCGCGAGAUUACCAAACCUUCGUACGACUAUACAUCGAACAAUGUGCAUGCCCUGAACGACUAUCACGACGCGCAAGAAUGGCUCUCGGACGAGCUGAAGCAGCCUCUCAUCACAGAAAACAAACGUUCUCCCAAGAAUAUGCACAAGCCACCGCCUUUGCACAUCUCUGUCACAUCCUCGGAUUCUUCGGAUAGAGAGCACUCGUCCUCCUCAGCCUCUGGCUUUUUGGACCCUUACUAUUUUUCCAUACCGUCCCCUGCGGAAAGCUCACCAGUCAGUUUGCAUCCAGAGACCAGCGAAACUCCAAGAUAUCAGUGGCAACAAUCUUCUAAACGGGGAUGCCUCAUCGAGCCCAAAACACCAGGGCGCGACCCCGCUGCAAUUGAUCGGACACAUCUCGUUGGAGUGGGGGAACUUACGACUCCGCGUUGGGCGAAGACGAGAGAUCCGGGGUGGGACGAUGCCCGGGGUUCUGCCGUGAGCUCGCCCAGUCAAUACGACAGUAAUAAUGAAAGUCUUUUGAUGCGUUCGUGGGUCGUCAAUGAGAUUGAGGCUCCGAAUGACGAAGGUGACCACGUCCUUGCCGUGAGUUAUCUUCUGUUUUAUUGGUUGUUCUUGCACUAAUCUUGCUUUCAAUAGGAACGGCGUGGCACUCAGACAGCUCCCUUGCAGCCUCCAAAUGCUGUUCAAUCAUCUAAGGCUCCUAAAGUUCUAAGGCAUCAGUCGUCCUCCACAGAAGAGAGUGGUGGGGAAGAGAUCCUGUACAAGCCACCACUUCCGUCACGGGAACGCACUCUUCGCAGAGUGUCCGAGACGGAUUCUAACGAAACGGUGUCACCACCCCAAAGUAUUUUGGGUCAACUUACAAAUCCAGAGCCUGCCGGGCAAGUCUCACCCCCUUCUUCGUUCCACCCGUACCCCACCGCAAAGAAAAGAACCUCCGAAGAGUUUGAGAGGGACCAGUUUGGUGUCCUUGUGUCGAAAGUCACUGGGUUGUCCUUGUCAUCUAAUCAUUCAGAU